AUGGCCAGGAACACCUUCGUAGAGGCGAACCGUCGUCUCGAGGACGAACGACGAGCAAAAUACUGCGGAACGGCCAGCAUCAGGCUUGAUUUACCCCCUGAAGUCAAGUUGGAAUGUGUGCAGGGUUGUGACCGUCUUACGGCGGCUGAUGACGUCCUCGAUGGCGCGAACAAGCGUUGGGUGGUGGACCUCUUCCUCGACGACCUAAGUGACGACCUGAAGCGGAUGCUCCUUGAAGACUACGACCACCAGAAAGCCCCUAGCGAUGGCGAGUUGUAUCGCAAAAUCCGGGAGUACCAAGGCAUUGGCGGCCAAGAGAACGACUUCUUCGAGAGGUUGUGGCUGGGACGGCUGGCGGUGUCGGAAAACCGCCGGAAAAACUUUGACCAACUUUGUCGGCACCGCAAGUAUGCCGCAGCCUUCGAUGACUUGCUGGAAAUCCCGGCGCUGAUGGGAGGGAUGCGACUUAGCGUAGUGCACCAGAUGAUCCCGAUGAAAUGUGACGAGCCAAAUAUUGUCUACCUUAGGAAUAUCCGCAAAUGGUGGAGCGGACUUUGCGGCGGCAGCCACGAGACCAUGUGCCAAAUUGACAGUGCGACCGUCGAGGCUCUGCAGGGAGACGUCGCGCUGAGAAUUGACUUGGGGAUGCGGCAGCUCUGGCUGGCCGCAUUCCGCAUGUACCAAGACCUGCCGACCGACGCGCGAAAGAAAGAACGCUUGGCGAAAGCGCGAAUGAAACCAGACGAAAGCGCACUUUAUGACCUCGCCUCGCUUGCUUCGCGACUUGGAUUCGAGUCGGAAAAAGUGAGAAAGAUAUUGCAGGCGUCACCGGACAGGGCCAUCGCCGAACACGCACUGCUCGCGGCUCGGAAGCCAGGGCGAUUCCAGUACGCAAAUCGCGAGCAGCGCAUCCAACAAGUGGUUGACGUAUUCGCAACGGCCGUUCCAAUGUCUGACGCUGAAGCAUCGGAGCAUGCGGAUACUACUACCGUGCGUGUGCAACCUCCAAACCGAUACGGAAUACCCCACCAUCUGGAUCACGAACGCGAUAAAGCCCGGCUGUUCCUUUCGAAGCUGGGCGAAGCAGCAGAAUCGAAUCAAACAGAGCUGGGCUCGUUGUUCAUCAGAAGGUCGGUGUAUUGGGCCUACUUUGGACUACCUCCAUCGACCGAGGGCUGCCUUGCAGUCCGCGAAACGACAAAUCUAGAUCUGUCCAUGCCUGACCAGCCAUCCUCACCGUUGGAGAUCUCAAAUCGUGACGACUCGCAUCGAGUAGAUGACCAUAGGUCCAAGCUGCAACAGUUACAGCGAGACAUUGAGAAUGAGCAGACAAAGUUAGCUCAGCUCAAAAUUCUGCUUGCCGCAGAGCAGAGCAAGAUCGAGGAGAAGGAAAGGCUGCUGAGACUGCUCGCUAGACAAGAUGAGGAACAACACGCCAGGAUCGAGGACAAGGAAACAUUGUUGGGACUACUCGCAGGGAAAGAGGACGAACUACACGCCAAGAUCGAGGAGGAGGAAGCAUUGUUGGGACUACUCGCUAGACGAGAGGAGGAACACCACGCAAAGCUGCGACAGUUGGAAGAAACGCAGCAGGAGCAACAGAACAAACUGGAUCGCUUGACAAAAAGGGUGCAGGAGGAAGAAGAGAGACAGCGCACAGAAAUGGCUCUUGCGCUACGGGAUGACCCCGUCUCUGAGGCCGAGGAACUCGGGGGGAAUGAAAGGUUACGGACCGAGAACCAGCAAGUCCCCAAGGGAAUGAAUGUGGCAUCAAGACGGGCCAACAGACGAACGCGGUUUUCCUUCGGGAGGCUCCUUGAGGACGCGCCGUCCGGCCUUUGGACGGGAAUGGCAAGCGCAGAAGACGGGGGCAUCCUGCCAGAGACCAUUCGCAUCGAGUUCAAGUUGCUCGAGCAGAGCGGCAUGUUGAAAGUUGUCGAUACUCUAGAUGUUGAUCCUGCUGAUCCAUCACCAGUGCGUCGGCUCGCGGGGAACGCCCAAGAACUGCUUCGAAAAGGCUACGAUGGGCGGGGCUAA
Messenger RNA from Hirsutella rhossiliensis, 2037 nucleotides. RefSeq lists its product as uncharacterized. The transcript has 7 exons. The record is from RefSeq and is a predicted model, not a curated record. Bases 1 to 2037 code for a protein of 678 amino acids. NCBI's taxonomy places the organism in Eukaryota, Fungi, Ascomycota, Sordariomycetes, Hypocreales, Ophiocordycipitaceae.